Messenger RNA from Lemur catta (Ring-tailed lemur), 3725 nucleotides. RefSeq names its product nuclear receptor interacting protein 3 (gene NRIP3). Gene Ontology annotation, molecular function: aspartic-type endopeptidase activity. Gene Ontology annotation, biological process: proteolysis. The record is from RefSeq and is a predicted model, not a curated record. The coding region runs from base 31 to 753 and encodes 240 amino acids. The transcript has 7 exons. NCBI's taxonomy places the organism in Eukaryota, Metazoa, Chordata, Mammalia, Primates, Lemuridae.
CCGGGCCUCUGGGUCGCGGGCGCCUCAGCGAUGUUUUACUCAGGGCUCCUCACCGAGGGCGGCCGCAAGGAGACCGACAUGCGGGAGGCAGCGUCGCUGCGACAGCAGCGCCGGAUGAAGCAGGCGGUGCAGUUCAUCCACAAGGACUCCGCCGACCUGCUGCCCCUGGACGGCCUCAAGAAGCUGGGCUCGUCCAAGGACACGCAACCUCAUAACAUUCUGCAGAGGCGCCUCAUGGAAACCAACCUGUCUAAACUCCGAAGCAGUCGUGUCCCUUGGGCCUCGAAGACCAACAAACUUAAUCAAGCUAAGUCUGAGGGGCUAAAGAAGUCUGAGGAUGAUGACAUGAUUUUGGUUUCUUGCCAGUGUGCUGGAAAGGAUGUGAAAGCCUUGGUUGACACAGGCUGUCAAUAUAAUCUCAUCUCUUCAGCUUGUGUGGACAGAUUGGGACUCAAGGAGCAUGUCAGAUCUCGUAAGCAUGAAGGAGAAAAGCUUUCUCUACCCCGGCAUCUCAAAGUAGUGGGCCAGAUUGAGCACCUAGUGAUCACACUGGGUUCCCUCCACCUGGACUGCCCAGCAGCUGUGAUUGAGGACAAUGAGAAAAACUUGUCUCUUGGUCUCCAGACUCUCCGAUCCUUGAAGUGCAUCAUAAACUUGGAUAAGCACCAGCUGAUCAUGGGGAAGACAGGCAAGGAAGAAAUCCCUUUUGUGGAGACGUUUUCUUUGAAUGAAGACAACACUUCAGAAGCAUAACUACAGCCUGCAGCGUGUCUGCAUGUGUGCACAUAUACCAGGUUGACAGAGUGAGAAAACUGGGGUUGAACCAAAUGCAGUAGCAACUUGCUGUGGACCAAGUCCUUCCCUCUGAUAGAAGCUCCAGGGGCUCCUUCCCACUCAGACCUUUCUAGACUAUAGUCUGUGCUUAGAGAUCUUGUCUGGUUAUAGGCAUUGUUUUCUACUCCUUUAAUUUCUUAAUUUAUAGACCCUUUUUGACACUGCCAGGUCUCACUUGUGACCUAUUUCUCUGCUUCUUCCAGGAAUUUGCUUUUAUUAGUCAAGUAGAGGAGCUUCCAGGUUCUUUUUGUCCAUACACUUGCUUCUUUUCCUAUAGGUAAAUGUAUAAUAAAUAGGAACCUGACCUUUAUCUCCUUUCAGCUGUUUCAAAGAGGUGCAGGGUACCUAUGUCUUGGAAUCAGAAUUUCUUCUAAUUUAUUCAUUGAUUUCUCAAUCAAGUAUGAAUUGAUCUGAAAGAUCCUAAUCCCAGAGAAAUCAUCUAGUCCAACUCUUUCAUUUAAAGGUCCAGAGAGGCAAGCAAAUUGUCUAAGCUCAUAUAUUGAGUCAGUAGCAGAAGGGACCUAGAACUCUGACCUGAAUUCUAAGCCAAGGCUCCCAUGCUGCCUCAUUUGUCUUCAAGCCCUAACAGGAAGGCAAAGAGGAGAGAAUGUGUUAAAAAAAAAAAAAAAAAGCAGAGUAGGGGAAGAAUAUGAGAAUAUGCUUUGGAGAUGGAUGCUAGGAUGAUCUGAGUAGCCUUCCCUCCUGUGUGCCAAGCCCACUAAAAGUUCCCUGGCCCCAAACUGUCACAUUUAGGCCCUCAUCUUGGUGCCUAAAAACUGAGGGUACAAAGAUGAAUGAAAUGGUCUCUCACUGUGAACUUCUUGGAGAAGAGGAAGGGAAAGGAACCACAGAAAGAGGAAUAUUAAUCCCUUUCUGAGAUGGAAUUGAAGGCUUCAAUAAAUAAUCUGGGUAUUGUUGUCAGACAUUGAUUAUCCCCAAGAUUCAGUCAGUAUUUCUGUCUUGUCUGCUAUAUGUUUGCAAAGGACUCAAGUAGCUGCAAACAAGGGUAUGCAAAGGAGAUGAAAAACCCCAGAGCAUGGCCAGAAUAGAAGGGAGUAGACUGGGUUGAAUCAAUUGGUGGGGAGGCCUACCUGGGGAAACUUUCUGGGAUAGAAGCAGGGAAUGAAACUUCCAGGCAGGGAAUUGAGGGUUGGGAAACUCUUUUGCUCUGUCCUGUACACAGGAAAGAGGCAGGGAAGGAGCUGAUAGUGUUAAGGACAACCUUUUAUAACUGACUCCUCUUAAAAGGUCAGGUGUUUGUUGGGGUGUCGGCUUAGACACACAAGUAUCUGUAACGGAAUUUCCCCUUCAGUUCAGUCAUAGAAGUGCUUGAAGAAGUCAUAAAAAUACCUAGCUGUGGACAUCCCUUUAAGAUAUUCCCAAGUCUACCCUUGGUUCAUAGCAGUAGUUUUCAGAAUGUUGAAUGGAUCCUACUUUGAACCUUGCCAAGUGGCACCAGCUAUCUUGUCUGAUGUUCAAACUGCUACCAAAUAACUCUUUGGAACUCUGAAUGAUUUUGGCCUCACAGAAGCUCCCUGAAUAUUAGGAACUUGGUGACCCCCAUUUGACCAACUAGGUAGCGUUACUGCAGUUAGUUGUCACUGGGUCAUUCCCUAGGUCCCUUUCUUAUCAGUCUCUACAAAGGAAGGUCGAUGGAAAACUAAGCACAGCCAUGGUUGAGAAGCUACAUAUGAAGCUCAGCAUGGGUGAUCCCAGGGUUACCAACCUUCAGCACUCACUCCAGCAUCACCCCAUUCUCUUACCUAGGAGGGACUGGUACCUUUCCAUUGAGGCCUCGCCAUGCUCUUCCCCGAGCUAUCAUGGCAAUACUUUGGCCUGCUUCUUAUCCUAGGACUGAAUUGAAAUACUUCACCCAUUACUUCCCUACUUAAAAGUUCCACUCUGAGCCUUGACUUUUGGCCACAGUGAGGCAUGUUGAAGGUUCCUUCUGGUUUAUCCUUUUUUGGAUUCCCUGUGGACCACGUGAGGCCAGGAACUCUCAGAUUCUAGAAAGACACAACUGCCCUUUGAGUUCAGGAUUAUAUGACCCAGAGGAUAAUUGGAUAGCCUUUAGUGAUCCUUCUGGCCUCUGAAAAUCAGUCAGUGAUUUUCCAGUUUUGGAAUAGAAAUAGUUGGGGUGAACUGAGUUUAGGAUAUCAUAAUCUCCAUGCAGUCAAAUCAUUUGAAUUCUCUAAACAAAUAAUUGUGUUUUAAACCCCAGGCUUAAUGGAGGCUCCUAAAAAUGUCUAAAGACAAUUAUGAGAAGUCUUGAGUUUCAUUAACCUCCUUUAAGUGCUACCAAGUUAAUUACUCUGAUGGACUAUAUCUCCUUGAUGUUCAAGAGGGACCAUUGGGUCUACUUUUCGGGGGCUAGCAAGGUAAGAAGGUGAGGUCAGUUUUUCCUAGAUCCUAGAAAAUUCUGGUACCUCAGAUUAAGGGUGUGGGAGAAAGGGUAUCUACCCAGGUCAUAGUUCUUAGGUAGUAGCAAGAAGUACUAAUACUAAAUCUUCCUUAUUAGAUGUCCAUCUCAAAUACAGGGAGUUUGAAAAAUAUUUUGUCAUUUGGUAUUUCUAUGCCUGAAUCAUUUGAGAAAUGAAUGUUUUCUGAAUUUUCUAUUUCCUUAUCCUGCAUACACAGACCCUACCUGGUACAAUUUUCUAUUUCUUAGCUCAAAAUGUCUAUAGAAAGGAUUGCCUGGUAUGUCAGCUGCCCUCACUCUUGUGUAAUAGAAAUAACUUUCCAGGCUGGGAACAUGGAGAAGAGGAACUGGAUUCCUUGCUCCUUCUGUUGCCAGGCCUCUCUGCAUUGGCACUUUAUCUAUUCAGUGUUUCUGGCUAUGUUGGGUUUAUUUGUGAGACUGAUGUAACAAUAAAGUGAAAUCUUCCCCUCUG